AUUCGGAGUAAAGAACAUCAUUUUCUGCUUAAAACAUAGUCAUGUAUCCAAUUAUGCGCAUACAUAUUUAUUGUAAAUUGGUUCAAACCACUAACAACCCUAGAGGUCUGCUCUAUGCAGGCAGGGGCACGCAGUAAAAUACACUAGGUACAUGGCUUCAAAAUAAAACACAUAUGAAAUGCUUUGGGUAUUAAGUUUCAAUAUUUUUUUAUUGAUUAUUGUACCUGAAUUCGUUUAUGUUAUAUAGAUUUAUUUUUUUUUUUUACCGGGAUAAUACGUUUCACAAAUUAUGUUAAGCCAUAGACUGUCUACUGUAUAUGGUUAUUCUAUAUUGGGGAGACUGGGGAAAGUUGAGCCACCCCCUGUUGCUUGGAAAUGGUAAAAGAAAUGUGACCAUGUGACCAAAUAUUUAGGAGAUGGGCAUGAAUUUCAUGGCUCGUGAAGGUUAGAUGCACAUGGGUGAAGGGGUUAGACAUUUAUUUAAAAAAAAUAAAAAAACAUUGUUCACUCUUGAAAGUGAAUUUAGUCAGUCAUACGUUUUAUUAGAUUUGUUUUCACACCAAAAAAUAUCAUUUUAAAAUUGUUUUAUACAUCAAUUGUGGUAUCUAUGAGCUACAACAUUUUACAACAUAAAGUCUACCAUUUUAGCUUAGAGGACUAAUAAAGUCAUAAUAGUAGUUCUGGAGUAAGUUGAGCCAGUGGCUCAACUGAGAAAGUGAAGGAGUCUGAUGAGAGGAUCAGUGUUUUAGUUCAGAUUGUUGAAAUGUGUUACUUUUUCUUUUCAAAAAUACAGCUGUAAAUGUUCUGAAUCACUUAAAGACAUUCUCAUGUUGUAAUGGCUUUUUACAAAACAGCUUUUAGCAGUUAGUAGUAACAAAAAGAAUCAUUGUACCAGUUGAAUAGCAUAUAAUAGAUAAAAACACACAUAAAUGUGAAGGUGACAGUUAUUUAGUGAGAGAGAAAGUGAGGGAGGGCUGGGGUGGGGAGUCGGGGAGUAACAGGGAUACUAUUCAACUUACCCGGGUAAAUUGACCAUAGGAGACCACUUUUUUGGCAUGCUAUAUUAUCAAGGCAGUUAUAUUUUCACUCAUUCUGUUGGUUUGCAGGGAUUCAUAACAUCUUGAAAUAUAUGCAGAUACACUAGUUAGAGACAAAAACUAUGAUUGCCUUGAUGUAGUGAUCCGAAAUGUGAAAAAUGGCUCAUCUUACCCCACUCUCCCCUACAGUCUACGCGUUAAGUCAUUAAAGCUUAAUAAUAAUUGUAAUAAUAAUAAUAAUAAUAAUAAAAAGGAAAACACCAGUUUGAUAUGUCUUAAAAUUAAUAUAGGCUAUAAAUGUAUAAAAAGACUUGAAACUAUUUGGUUUUUCCCAUCUAACCUGUAAACACUCACGUGAAACGAUACUUAAGUGUGUCUGGUUCUCUAAGAGGAGGAAAAUAUGUCCAUGGUGCACUUCUUAUGUGUUAACAUCAGAUUAAAGGAACUUAGAUCAAAACAUCUAUUUAAAGUACUGUAUCUCCUUUUGAACCAUUUUAAACACAAACCCAUCAUAGCACAGGUUCCUCCACUCUCAGACUGAUCAUUGGAUCUCAGGCUGGGACGUAUUUCCAAGCAUCACCCCCCCGCCAGUUCAGGUUGCCAUGUAUCUAUGGUUACAUAUUCAUGGCUCCAGUGUUACUGCAGGAGUGACAGCAGCAGUGGCUCUCACACUCAGACACUUAGACUUAGACAAAGCUACAGCAGCUGAACCUUUUCAGAGGAUGUUGUCAUGUUUCAAUCUCCUGCUGAAAUACAGAGGAUACAUACACUACUGUUAUACGCCAAAUAGAAGACCUUGCUCUUGAAAAUUGUCUUAUAUUAUCUUAAAAUAAUAACACAUCAAAGCUGUGUGUAACGGUUGAUUUUUAAAUCAACUUCCCAAUUAAUUGAUUUGUUAUUGUUAUCAAUGGUGUACUGAGGCUGUAUGACAGGCAGGGGGGAAAAAAAAACCUUCAGAGUGCCAUGAUGCGCCACUGCAUAAAAAAUUGUGAUUAAUAAAGAUCUGUUUCUAGCAGCAUUUUGAAGACCAUUUACUUCUUUAACCUUCACUUUUCUGUCUCUCAUUGGCAUGUGAGGCUAUGAUCAUUAAGUUAUUGUACAGACUUUGUUUUAGCCUGUCAAGUAAGAUGAUGGGCAGGAGAUUUUUAUUUUGGCAAAUCUAGACAGUGUGUAUCCUAAAGGUUACAAAAUUAGAAAGUUUUCCAAACCCUUAAUACCAUAGACUGUAUAUACUAUUAUUCCAUAUUCUAUAUACAGUCUAUGCUUCAUACUCAUAGUGCAUAUAACCAUACAAUAUCAUAUAAUCUUAAAAAGAGGGGAGUCUUGGGUUUCUUUCAAGGAAUUUUUGAGCAUCUAACAAUUGAUUCCCUGCAAUUUGGUUUCACAUUUAUGUGACAGUUGGUGGUGAAAUUUUAUAGAAAGCCACAAAAUUGUUAAAACAUGAUUAACAACAAAUUAAUAUCUUCUGUAUGGAACUCGCAUUUAUAUCGAACAUGUUUCAAUAUAAAAUAAAGUCACCUAGAUUAAAAAAGACUUUCUUCAAAAUCAAACAUAAUUCACGAACAUACAUUUGGGUUGAUUUCCCAAAUAGUACCUCAUCAGUCUUGAUCAAUUUGAGGGACAAUCAGAGGACACAAAGUUACAUUAAACCAGCUGGACAGGCCACUAGAAAGCACUUUUCUGUGUUUUGUUAAGGUAGAUGUGGAAAAGCACUUGGACUGCAAUUUUGUUCAUGUUAUAUGUACUUGAGGGAGGGCUUGAGAGGUCUUUUUAUAUUUAAUACACUGAAACGACACUUGGAAGGUACUUAUUUACCCUUUCUAUGCUGGAAGGCCCUUCUGUAUAUUUUAUUUAUGCUUGAAGGGCACUGAGGGGACAUUUUCUCCACAGAUUAAGACCUAAAAGGGGAGCAAGGGUGCCUAUUUUUAUGUUUCAUAGGGCAACUCGAGCACUCUGUCAAGUGUCAUCAUCCUUUACAUCUAUUUUGGCGUUCGUCAUGCCAUUAACUAUCCCCUCGACCAAAUCUGACAGACCUUAUCGUUAAGAUAAUCUUUAAAUUCACAUCAACGUAAUGUAAAUAGUUUAUUCGGUAUGGUCACACUCGUCAGCGUCGUUUCGUUCAGCGUGUGACGGCGCAGCGUAAAUACGUCAUCCCAGAAGCGGGAAGCAGCGGGCUGGUGGUGCUGGUGCGGUGGCUUGAUCAGCAGGAUACCUCCAUGAAAUAUUCAGCUAGCAAACAGCUGAGGACUGAACAUGCCACGGGAAAUCAUAACGCUCCAGCUUGGACAAUGUGGAAAUCAGAGUACGUGACGGACAAAGUUGAAGUAAAACUGAAAAUGUUACUCCUCUGUUUGCAUCGUGCUAGCUAGCGUUCAUUGUUAUGAUUAGCUAGCAGGGACCGUUCUGUCAGGUUACUGCUACGUGCUGAUGCUAGGUAUAAACAUCCAAUCUAGCUGAGGUUAAAGUUAAACGAACCCAGCGACUACAUGGGUAUAAACUAGUAAAGUGAAGUGUGGUUAAAGAUGCCCCUGAACAGCAGAUGUAACUCAACAAAAAGGAGCAUCAGCUUUGAGUACGUUGUGUUGUCCUCUCGAUGAUAUCGGAUGUCAGGGAAGCGGACGUGUUUACUUGCCGCUUGAUGGGAAUAACAGGUUAAAAACCACUUAAUAAGCUGGUGCAAUGUUGAAGUUUUGAUAACUCCUUGUCUUUCAAUGUGCAGUCGGGUUUGAGUUUUGGAAGCAGCUUUGUGCAGAGCAUGGCAUCAGCCCAGAGGGGAUUGUUGAGGAGUUUGCCACCGAGGGGACCGACAGAAAAGACGUGUUUUUCUAUCAGGUAAGAGACCCACUCACUGACUAAUACUCUUUAUUAUCUCUCACUGUGACAAUGAUUGCAUGCAAGGCGAUGUGUGCUUUGCUGGAUCAGUCGAUGUUUGUGCAUCAACUUUUUUGGCCACUAGAUGGAGCGGUUGUCGCGCAAACUAAAGUAGCCCAAACGCUACAAGGAGGAAGUAUUCUGCAAUAAGUAUGAAGGGAGGGUCACAACUCUGCAUUGGGGGGUUAGACUUUUGUGAUGGCAAAUGUAACAACAAAGCUCCCAGAAAUAUGUUGGUAAACGAAUAUUACCCUAGCCCAAUUUAAAGGAGUUAUAUUUUGAAGCAAUUUGAUUUGGAUAAGAUUAAAAAGAUAAUGAAAAAUUAUACCUCCUUGCCAUUACCUCCCAAGGCAAAAGAAGUUCAUUUCAAAGUCUUGAACGAAAUCUUUCCAACAAACAAAUUUUUUAAAUUUAAGUUUUAACUUUGAAGCAAGUAAUUGUGUGUUUUGUGAUGUGGACGUUGAAAACCUGAGCCAUGUUUUUUUUCACUGUCAUGCUGUACAUCUUUUCUGAGGCCUGUACUACGAAGCUGGAUUAACAAAUCCAGGAUAACUCUGCGACAACUCGCUCAACUUCACCGGAUCUCCGCGAUCCCGAUCAGCUGUACUACGAAGCAGGAUAUCAACUCGUUAACUGAAUCCAGUUCAGAUCUGUGCGCGCACACGUAAAGGGGGUCGGGUCAGUGCCACCGGACCAAUCUCCACAAUGGAGAAGGCUGCACGUCAUUUUUCACAGCUGAAGAACAGAGCUUUAUUUAAACGGUGAGACAGACAAAGCCGCUAAAAGCCGGAGGGACUGCCGGCAAAAAAAAUCACCGGUCGUGUAAAUUACAUUUGUGCGUUCAUAAAUGUAUGGCCCCCUAAUAUAUUGUCAUGCAGCGUGUGUGAUCACCACCAUCACUGACCUCAUUAUUUCAGAUACAACAGCAGUGGGGAAAAGAGUACGUGGGAGCAAAUAAAAAUAAAUCUAAAAACAUCCUUUUAAGUAGUUUGUAAGUUUAUUGGAAGAUUUUAUUUGUACAUAUUUCAACGCGUAAACAGUGAUUUCCUCACACUGCCUUUUUUUUUCUCCAUCAUCUGAUGCUCACGUCAUCUGCAGACACAUUUGGGGUUAAGAGUUUUCUAAUCUGCUUCAAUGAAUUCUGAAUGAUGACUAACAAAUUUGAACCUGGAGCUUGGCAAAUAUCAGUGUAUUGCUUAGACUUCAUGCUACCUGAAUAUUGAGGCCGUCCGAGGAAAACCUGUAGCGUUCAUAGAGAACGUCAUCAGGUAAAUCAAACGGAUUUGAACGAUCAUGAAUAUAACGCUCUCGGCGAAGCGCUCCUCUCACUAUCCAUGCAACGAUGUCCCCGGGAUCCGACAAAAGUGGGCAAGCCAUUUUCCAAGAGAUCCGAUUGGUCAUUGGGCGGUCUUUAAUACCUGCUGAGCUCUUAUCCUGAAACAUAACCUGCUCCGGAGCAGGUUUGGCGUUCCGCGUAAGUUACCGGGGCAACGGACCCGGAUAAAAAGAGAUCCACCUUCGUAGUACGGAAAACCCAGAAGUUAUCCAGAAGUUAUCUCGCUAAGACCAAAUCCAGCUUCGUAGUACAGGCCUCAGGAGUAACAUGUGGAGCUGGUUGCAGUCCAAAAACAUUGACUUUCCUUUGUCAGCAGAAACUAUUUUGUUUGGUGUUUUUAAUGAGGAUAGGAACUUGGUUUUUGUUCUAAAUGCUUUGUUGCUUUUGGGAAGUGGUUCUCAAGUUCAGUCCUCGAGCCCCCCCCCCUGCUCGAACACACCUGAUUCGAAUGAUCAGCUCGUUAUUAAGCCAUAAUAGAGCUUGAUAACGAGCUGAUCAUUUGAAUCAGGUGUGUUGGAGCAGGGAAGCAUCCAAAACAUGCAGGACGGGGGGGGGCUCGAGGACUGGACUUGAGAACCACUGCUUUUGGGGAAGUUCUUCAUUCACAAGUGUCAAUAUUUUAAAACAAGACCAUGCCAACCUCACUGGAAGAAUGAGCUGCUACUUUUUUGUAAAUCCUUAAAACUUGUUACAGACAAAAAAAGCCCUACGCCUAUUUUCUUUACUAGAAAUGUUCAAAUUGAUAUAGAAUGGCCUCUAACAUUGAAACAGUGUUGUUUUUUUUUUCUCUUUUGAUGUUAUUCAUCCUUAAUCUAAGGCAAAUAUUCUAUAAUAAUAAAUAAGUGCCUUGUUUGUUUGUUUAUAAUUCAAUAAAAUAAAAAAAUAAAUUAAAAAAAGUAUGAAGGGUCACAAGUUAACCUCUAGUAAACUGGUGAUCUGUACACACAUCUCUGCAGGCUGAUGAUGAGCACUACAUCCCUCGAGCUGUCCUCCUGGAUCUGGAGCCAAGGGUGAUCCAUUCCAUCCUUAACUCUCCCUACGCAAACCUGUACAACCCAGAGAACAUCUACCUGUCUGAGCAUGGAGGAGGUGCUGGGAAUAACUGGGCUAGUGGAUACUCACAGGUGAUUGCAGGAAACAGUUUCUGUCUUUAUUCCCACAGAGUGAUUCUUGUUAAAACAAUUAAAACAUAAUUUGAUUUAAAAUUCUGAUAAUUUUUUUUCUCUCCCUUCAAGGGCAAAAAAAUCCAGGAGGACAUUUUUGACAUCAUUGACCGGGAGGCAGAUGGCAGUGACAGUCUGGAGGCAAGUCAAUCAGUUAUCAUACGACUGCUUCUCUAGAGUUGAGCAGGGUGACCAUAUUCUGACUUUCUAAAAAGAGGACACGACUACGUGGGGGCGGAGUCACAGAGUGGAACAAAGUUAAUUUUGAGAAUCUUUUGGGUCGGAUCGAGUGUCUUUUACACGCUUCUAACUCAGUAAGUACACGUGACACAAACUCGAAACAUCCGUGGACAUUUGAAAGAUUUCAUAAACUUUCCCGGACAAUGCCAGACAAGGCUGGACAGCCCCCCAAAAAGAGGACAUAUCCGGGUAAAAGAGGAUGUAUGGUCACCCUAGAGUUGAGAGCUGUUGUGGCUGUGGCUGUGUGGAAUUAGAAACACAGAUUACAAUAAGUGACAAUUCUGACGUUUUCCUCUGCCCCUGUCAUCCCGUUUUGUACUUGACCACUCAGAUCCUUUGGUUUAUUCAGUCUUUAUUAUUUCAGUCCAUCAGUAGAAGUUUUCAUCCAUGUUUUAUUUGCAUUAUUCUUUAACUAUCAGUUGUCUGUUUAUUUGCACUUAUAGUCUCCGGUAUUCAAACAAAUCACACUAAAAGUUUAGCUAAAUUAAAGUCAUAUGAUGUUGCUGUGUGUAAAUGUUUUACUUGCCGGUUCAUCUUGUAGCAGAAGUCCUGAUAUCAAACUUACAAAGUUGAGCAAUAGUAUUUAUUUUUGUAAUCAAUAAGAGAUUUUUAUUUUAGAUAUGCAGGAACAAGAUAAGUUUCUUAAUCAUAAAUGGAUUAUGAGACAGCAAGUCUCAGGUUACCAACAUGUGGAAAGCUUUUUUUGUCGGAGCAAGACCAGUCAUCUGCUGGUGCUGCCAUACUCUUGCUUUGUUGUCUUGCUGUGUCUCCUUGAGGCUGCCUUGAAUCUCUUUGCGGUUGUUUUAGUUUUUUGUGGUAAUGUUGCUAAACUUCAGGGUCACUGUGUGUGUUUUCCAGUGUCAUCUUACAGGUGAAGCUAAGUUAGCCUUCAGAACUCAGUGCCUUGCUGGCCUGUGAAAUAAUCCAUCUGUGGUUUGAACAGGAUGAAAAAGUUCUUGAUGAGUAACUCUUCACCACAACACAAAGUUGCUUCUAUCUUUGUUGUGGUGAACAGCUCCCAGAAAUGAAUGACUUGAUUGAAACGGCGCUAAAGCAGCGCCUGUCAUCUGAAAACUAGCAAAGCUCCAGACAUGCCUCACUAUUAUUCUUAGCCUCAUUUUUUUUUUGAAGGGUGAACUUUCUUUAGCUGCCAGCCUCCCAUAAAAUAACACUUACAUUUCCUCUCUAAGGUCUGCAAUUCUGUAAGUCACUCACAUUAUGACCCCACAUUAUUAUUUAAUGUGUGCACUCAUGUGUGUGUUGGAAUGGAAGGUGGGCCGUGCAGCCGUGAGCGUGUGUAUGUUGGCAGGGUGUGGCGUGUAGAAAGUCUGGUGAUAAUAGCCGGGCGAGUGUAGAAAGCAGGUAUUACAGGGAUGUCUUUGGGGGUGAGGGAGCCUAUUUGCGAGGUGGGGCUGCACUCCCAUUUAUAUAACUGCAGAGGAGGAGAGACAUUUGCUCACCCACACACAUCCAGCCCUCUGCAUCACUGGAGUUUACAGUGAGCUUUAAACACACGUGGCACAUGCUGUUGCUGCAAAUCUGAGCUGUGAGUAAUGAGUAACCCUUUGUCUUUGCAGGGAUUUGUCCUGUGUCAUUCCAUUGCUGGGGGGACAGGCUCAGGCCUUGGAUCCUAUCUGCUAGAGAAACUCAAUGACAGGUUCACUAACACGCAAACGCACAAAAAUUCAAGGACAGCAGAUUGAAGGCAAAUCAAUUUUUUAAUACGAUUAUGUGUGUAUCAUCUGAUUUCCAGGUACCCAAAGAAACUGGUGCAAACAUACUCAGUUUUCCCAAACCAGGAUGAGAUGAGUGACGUGGUCGUCCAGCCAUACAACUCGCUUCUCACGUUGAAGAGGCUCACGCAAAAUGCAGACUGCGUGGUGAGAUUUUCUGCUUCAAAAGUUACCUCACAAGACGGCAGGAAAAAAAAAAAAGGUUUCUUACAAGCCCCCCGGUUUGCUUGUUAUCGUGCCAUUUGGAAAAGGUCAGAAUACAACACGGUAGCUAAGGAGCUCCAGCGCCAAUGAGGUGAAAAAGGAAACAAAAAUAAUCCUGUUAAAAAAACAGUGGAGUGGCUAAUAAAAGUGAUUAAGUGAUGUAAGGUCGUUAAAUACAUUUGACCUUGUGUUUUCCAAUGGAAACGGCGGGGGUUCGAACACAGCGCAAGCGGUGUUAAAGCUUCAAAGACAGGAAACUACUGAAAGGAGAAAGUUUGAUUUGGUCUCACAGGCCUGGUUAAACAGAAGGCUUACCAGAGUCCACUCCGCAUGGUCCUACUUUUGGCUUGGGUUCUGAAGACACAAAAAAAUUCACCCCCUACAAAAAGAAAGUAUAAAGUUCCUCAUUGCAACUUUGACCACAUGAGCAACCCUUAUGUUAUCCAUCGCAGCACUAAUACACUUUAAAACACAGAGUCUAGGUUGUUGUCUCUGCUCCUUGGUUGAGUUUCUCACCAUUCUUCAGCGCUUUGUGUUACAGACUAAUAAAGAGGGAAAACUGCGGUGCCAGCAGCUAGGCAUUACCAAUCAAACUUAAUAAAGCCCUGACUUAAGCAGGUGAUUGUAUUAGUCUGAGAUGCUCUGACAUUCUAAUGGUGUUUCCUCUCUAAUACCGACUUCCUCCAGGGUCUCGCAUGAGGCCCUCAUCUUGAUUAAAUUAGCUGGAGGGCUAACAGAAUCUGCCCAAGAAUCGGUCCCCCUGUUACAACUGUACAGUGUGUCUUUUAUGUUCAGCCGUCCCAACAACAGCACACUGUGCUGCCCCUAAAGACUUUCCUCGACUGUGUCAUUACUCUGACUUCCUCGCUCUGUAAGAUUGGAGCCGUUAUUGUAUGAGCUCUCACUGUUUCUGUGCUGAAGGGAAUCUUGACUUUUCUUCAUGUGUCUGAAAGAUGCCUUGUGUGUGUGUGUCUUUGUGUGUGUUUCAGGUGGUGUUGGAUAACACAGCUCUCAAUCGUAUAGCCACAGACAGGCUUCAUAUCCAGAACCCCUCGUUCUCUCAAAUUAAUCAGCUGGUAAGUUCCAGGCUGUUUGAAAGCCUCAUCCUCCUCUUUGUUUUUAGUUCCAGUCCUCUCUUUAAACAACGACAACUGUCUAGACUGACUUUACUACACACUGUGAGCUCACUGAAGAAAUGACAAGACUCACAAACUCGUUUAGCGAGUCAGAUAAGCUUCAGACUGGAUUUCAGCUUUCUUAGAAAUGAGUGCUUCAUGUUUGCACUCCAGGCACGGUAUGUCACUCACAGAUUUUUAGUGUAUUCUCAUUUCUUGAGAUUAGCCAGAAGCCGGUUAGGUAAUGUUUAAACCCUGCAGGCAUGUACUGAAAACUGAAAACUGUCCCCUGUUCCCACUUUCUUACAUUUAUAGAUGUCUAGUGAUCAAAUGAAAGUUUGUCAGUAAGCAGCAGCAGAGAGCUCAGAUCAGAAAGCAUACAUUACCUGUGCCUCAUUGAUUAAUCUAUAGUUAUCAUCCUCUCUGUGUUGAACAAACCUUGUGCACACAGGUCUCUACUAUCAUGUCUGCGAGCACAACCACCCUGCGCUAUCCAGGCUACAUGAACAACGACCUCAUCGGUCUGAUCGCGUCCCUCAUCCCCACGCCCCGACUCCACUUCCUCAUGACGGGGUACACACCGCUUACCACCGACCAGUCGGUAAGUUCGGAUCAGUCAUGAAGAUAGUGUCAGAUACAUGGUUGUCAGGGUCUGUUUUACACUUUUUUUUCUAUCUGCCAGUUUGGAUUGUGGAGGUCCAAGAAUCUGGUCUUCAAAGGCAGCCAUCACAUUUAAGCUCUGAAUGGUCAUAAAUGCCUAAUACCCUUCAUUUACGAGCAAAAAAAGAAAAAGGAUAAACAGGAUGUCUUUUACUAGUGGUGGGAGAAAAAAUCAAUACAGUAUAGUAUCGUGAUAUUCUGUCUGGUGAUAUAUCGUAUUGUCUCGUUGACCAAGAAUCACUUUUUUUUUUUUUUAAAUAAAUUCUUGAUAUUAAGUCAAAUCUAGGAUAAUGGAAAAAUAAAAUUAACUGUUUGUCCAGUGAGGUUGGCAGAGGUGACAUCAUAGAGCAGGAGAAAGUUAGUACAACUAUAGGUUUGUAAGAUGCGCUACAUGAAAAUAAAAUACAGCGUAAAUAAGACAAACAUAAAGGAAAGGCAAAUGCUAAAUUAGCUAAACAGUUGAAAAAAAUCAUAUAUAAAUCGCAAUAUAUGGUAUUGCAUACUCACUGUAUUGCAAAAUGUUAAAAAUCGCAACAAUAAUACCGUGGCCCAAGUAUUGUGAUAAUAUCAUACCGUGGCCCAAGUAUCGUGAUAAUAUUGUAUCGUGGGGCCACUGGUGAUUCCCUACCCUAGUCUCCUUAUAGACACAUUUGAAUUUCUUCAGUAGUUAAAGCUGCCAUGAGGGAUUUAUGCUGUUUUUAGCACCCCCUGUGGACAACUUUACCCCUCUUAUCUCUCGUCUUGUACUUGUGACCUCAUCUUGUUAAAGAUGAGCUUUUUUACUCACUGUGAGUGUUUGCUAUGUAUUGUCCACAGAAGGCUGCUUUUCCAGCCUGAUGUCUAUCAUCUGGUCAGACACUUGCCCUCUGACUGCGUUUUGAAGCUUUGAAACCACGACAUAGAAAUGGUCUCAUUUCCCUUUUGAAGGUUAGUAAUAGGCAUCAGUAUCAGUUUCUGGAGUAGUAAAAAUCCCUCGCAGUGCCUUAUUUGCAUCAAACACGGUGUGAUGGCAUGUAAAUGCCAACCUAGGGGGCUGGUUUACAGAUAAGAGAUGCUCUUUUUUAUCGUUUCACAUUUGGUUUCCAUCUCUAGAGUCAGCCCAGGUAGCAGAGUCCUUCUCAUCCUGGCUGUCACUCAGUGUAAACUUGUUCAUUUUGUGUAAAUUUCACUCAGCUGGUCAUUUGCCCUCCUUCUGCCAUCACCUUUUUUUCCCGCUUUUCUCAGUUGAAUUUUGACCACGUUUCCUUUCAGUCGUUGAAAACAACAGAGAAGUGCCUUCAUACUGCUCUUUCAGGCCAUCCUGUUUUCUUUCUGCCACUUUGUUGACAAGUACUUGAUGUUUUAGCGAGGGCCAUAGACAUAUGUUGUAGUGUUUCAGUACUCGAGAUUGGCCAGUCUUGAGACCACUUUUCAAGGGUCUCGGCCUUGCUUUAUAAUAAUGAUAACAAAAAUAAAGUAAUAAUGAUAUUAUUAUUAUUAUUAUUGAUAAUGAUAUUAAUGAUGAUGAUAAUGAUAAUAAUGAUGAUGAUGAUGAUGAUAAUAAUAAUAAUAAUAAUAAUACAUUUUAUUUGUGGUGCCCUUUACAUCUCAAUAGUGCAAAGAAAUAUCACAAUGAAGGAAUAUAAAAACAAAGUUAUUGGUUAAAAACAAGACAAACAUCUCCUUUAAAAAAAAAAAAUAAUAAUAAAUCUAUGGGGAGGGACCAAAAGUCCUUGGAAUCAAACACAUUUAUACUGUCUUGUCUUGGUGUGAGACUGGGUGAACUCAGGACUUUUGGUCAAAACUGAUUGAAACUGACAGAGAGGAGAAGAAUUCAGCAGCUGCCUUCCCAGUGUCACACACCUGUAGUGACAUGCAGGGUGGAUGAAGGUGACCAAAGAGGCUAUGCUACCGGGAAACUCACCAGUGAAAAAUGUCAGCAAACUCAACCAUCAUUAAGUUUGGUUUCAAGAACCAUAUGGACUUGAUCUGUAAACAGACAUGUUCUGUUUUGUUGUGAUUUUAUUUGAUAUAUACAGUCUUGGUCUUGUCUCGGUCUUGAUACCUUCUAGUCUUGAUGAUGUCAGGUGAUAACUUUUUUCUUUUGCUUGAUUUUGAAGUGGAAAAAGCUCUUAUAUUUAGACCAAUUAAGGUACAUUUCAUCAGGCAUUUCCCCCACUGGAUAUUCUGGCUGAUGAGACCUUUAUCUUUAUUAUAAACCCGCCCACAAGUCAGGAGAUGAGGCGGCUGCGAUUUGAGUCCUAAUAACAAUAUCUGUCUUAAAUUCUAGAGUUUAAAGCUCCGUCUGAAUCUAAAUUGUGAAUCUGUUGUUUAGGUUGCCAGUGUGAGAAAAACCACAGUACUGGAUGUGAUGAGGAGACUUCUGCAACCCAAGAAUGUGAUGGUGUCAACAGGAAGAGAGAGGCAGCCAAGCCACUGCUACAUCGCCAUCCUCAAUAUCAUCCAGGGAGAGGUUGACCCCACACAGGUCCGAGUGCACACUGACUCUACUCCUAUAACUCGACAUGUUUUGGAGAGUGUUUAAACUCACUUGGACUAAUCCCACUGCAGGUGCACAAAAGCCUCCAAAGAAUCAGAGAGCGUAAACUUGCCAGCUUCAUUCCCUGGGGUCCUGCCAGCAUCCAGGUGGCUUUGUCCAGGAGGUCCCCGUACUUGCCCUCGGCUCAUCGAGUCAGCGGCUUGAUGAUGGCCAACCACACAAGUAUCUCGUCUGUAAGUGCUCGCCUCAGAGUUAUGUCACGGCAGCCUGUUCUGUGACAUUCUCCCCCAGUGUGUGUUUUUAUAGCGGAGACCUGCGUCUGCGUUUGUUCUGAGUCACUGAGGAUGUUCAUUGUCUAAAAGAGUAGAGGGGUGACAGCAGCAGUUAAAGGGGAAUUCCACAAAAAAAUCAGACUUUGGAGUGUGAUCCUGCUGAUUGGGAAAAACCCCCUUUUAUUGUUUUAUAACAUGAGCGGUAAAGUUUGAGGAAAAAAACGAUCUUGUGACGCUUGUUAAAAAAAAUUAUCUGACAUACUCCCGGUGAUUUAUGUCUUAUAUUUAAGUAAGGGUAAAUUUCAGCCAUUUAGGAAAGUUACGUGAAGUCUUCGAUCAAAGUCGAGACAAACUAGGAGAUAAUUAUCUUAAAGUUCUUAAAGUCUGAGUUUCAUUUUUGCUUCUGUCUGUCCUGCAGCUGUUUGAGCGGACGUGCCGGCAGUACGACAAACUGCGUAAGCGCGAAGCCUUCCUGGAGCAAUUCCGCAAAGAGGACAUAUUCAAGGACAACUUUGACGAGCUGGACAACUCUCGCGAGGUGGUCCAGCAGCUGGUGGACGAGUACAGCGCAGCCACGCGGCCUGACUACAUCUCCUGGGGAACACAGGAACAAUGAACUGACUUUGUGUCUUAUUAUCUAAAACACACACGCACACGCUCGGCUAGUGUAUUCUAACACAAGUUAUGUCUUCUGUUUGUAUAGUUGUCCCAAAAUUGACUGGUAUUUGGCUACAGCUGCUUCAUUAAAAAGUAUUUAUUGGCGUGUUAUCGCAUGUUAUCACAUCCUGGAGAGAUUUGAACCUAUUUGAAGUAAAACAAUCCUUUCUUAAUUCUUCAUAGAAGGAAAGCGAAAAUAAAAACAUCUUUCUUUAAAAGCCUUGUACAAAAAAAUCCCCCUUAAAAAGUUAAAUGUCUGUUCCUAGUUGUUACUUCUCUUUUCUCCUUUACCAAGCUUCCUCUCUUCUAACUCAUGUAAAACAACCUGUUGCCUUGUUUGCUCUAUUUUCAUACUCUGUACAGCACUUGAGUUUUUGUUUCAGUUUACAGUAGAAGAGUGUCCUACGUACAAAGUGAUUGCCUUGAAUGAUGGGGGGUGGGUUUGAUAGAACAGAUAGAAUAUAUUGCAUGACCUUUAAUAAGGAGGCAAGAUAUUGUCAAACUCAGUUACACUGAUAUAGAUGUAAGCACAUCAUUAGCCUGCAGAAGCCCCCAUCCUCCACUGUGCUGUAAGACCUGUAAUCCAGCAUUGAAUUCAUUUACUGCAGAUACCAAUAUCAUGCUGCUAACAUCACGCAUCUCUCAUUUUUAAUGCAGGUUCUUGCAUCUCAAACAUUUUCCAUGGUGCUUUGUACCGUCUGCUGCUGAAACACAUUGCUUUUUAAGUUUCCACCAACAAGAAUGUCAAGUAGAAGUUGGGCUUAAGCCAAAAAAAGUACCUCUCUGUACACGUCAUCCUAUAGAAACCGCAUCUACAGCAUUUGCUACCCACAAUAGAGGAAGUAAUGGUUCACAUACAUAAAAAGGAAGCGUCAAGAUCGAACUCUUCUCUACGCUUGUAUAUAUAGACACUUACUAAGAUAGCUGGUUCAAAGAUGUUGUCUGUAAUGUUUAAGAUCAAUAUACAGUCAAAGUACUUUUCUUGUUGGACCUGUUUAAGAUGAUAAAUAAACCUGUUUUCUUAUGUUUUGUAUUUUCUACUUGAAAAGUUCUCUGAUAUUAAGAUCCAACCGACCUACAAAUAGGGCUGGGCGAUAUGGGAAAAAGUUUAUCACAAUAUGUUUUUUUCCUAUCAAUCGAUAUCGAUAUACACUCACCGGCCACUUUAUUAGGUACACCUGUCCAACUGCGCGUUAACACUUAAUUUCUAAUGAGCCAAUCACAUGGCGGCAACUUAGUGCAUUUAGGCAUGUAGACAUGGUCAAGACAAUCUCCUGCAGUUCAAACCGAGCAUCAGUAUGGGGAAGAAAGGUGAUUUGAGUGACUUUGAACAUGGCAUGGUUGUUGGUGCCAGAAGGGCUGGUCUGAGUAUUUCAGAAACUGCUGAUCUACUGGGAUUUUCACGCACAACCAUCUCUAGGGUUUACAGAGAAUGGUCCGAAAAAGAAAAAAUAUCCAGUGAGCGGCAGUUCUGUGGGCGGAAAUGCCUUGUUGAUGCCAGAGGUCAGAGGAGAAUGGCCAGACUGGUUCGAGCUGAUAGAAAGGAAACAGUGACUCAAAUAACCACCCGUUACAACCAAGGUAGGCAGAAGAGCAUCUCUGAAUGCACAGUACGUCGAACUUUGAGGCAGAUGGGCUACAGCAGCAGAAGACCACACCGGGUGCCACUCCUUUCAGCUAAGAACAGGAAACUGAGGCUACAAUUUGCACAAGCUCAUCGAAAUUGGACAAUAGAAGAUUGGAAAAACGUUGCCUGGUCUGAUGAGUCUCGAUUUCUGCUGCGACAUUCGGAUGGUAGGGUCAGAAUUUGGCGUCAACAACAUGAAAGCAUGGAUCCAUCCUGCCUUGUAUCAACGGUUCAGGCUGGUGGUGGUGGUGUCAUGGUGUGGGGAAUAUUUUCUUGGCACUCUUUGGGCCCCUUGGUACCAAUUGAGCAUCGUUGCAACGCCACAGCCUACCUGAGUAUUGUUGCUGACCAUGUCCAUCCCUUUAUGACCACAAUGUACCCAACUUCUGAUGGCUACUUUCAGCAAGAUAAUGCGCCAUGUCAUAAAGCUGGAAUCAUCUCAGACUGGUUUCUUGAACAUGACAAUGAGUUCACUGUACUCAAAUGGCCUCCACAGUCACCAGAUCUCAAUCCAAUAGAGCAUCUUUGGGAUGUGGUGGAACGGGAGAUUCGCAUCAUGGAUGUGCAGCCGACAAAUCUGCGGCAACUGUGUGAUGCCAUCAUGUCAAUAUGGACCAAGCUCUCUGAGGAAUGCUUCCAGCACCUUGUUGAAUCUAUGCCACGAAGAAUUGAGGCAGUUCUGAAGGCAAAAGGGGGUCCAACCCGUUACUAGCAUGGUGUACCUAAUAAAGUGGCCGGUGAGUGUAUAUCACGAUAUAAAAAAAUCACUUGUCAAUCUUAAAUGUUCCCUGUUACUCUUAAAUGAAAUUUAACAGUGCUUAUUGGUAGCAUGUCUUUUGCAAUGCAAUAAGCUACUGCAUCUAUGAGAUCUUUGUUACUGAUGUCUUGUCGUAAGGCAUUGCGCUCAUACACUCACCUGCCACUUUAUUAGGUACACCUGUCCAACUGCUCGUUAACACUUAAUUUCUAAUCAGCCAAUCACAUGGCGGCAACUUAGUGCAUUCAGGCAUGUAGACAUGGUCAAGACAAUCUCCUGCAGUUCAAACCGAGCAUCAGUAUGGGGAAGAAAGGUGAUUUGAGUGACUUUGAACGUGGCAUGGUUGUUGGUGCCAGAAGGGCUGGUCUGAGUAUUUCAGAAACUGCUGAUCUACUGGGAUUUUCACGCACAACAAUCUCUAGGGUUUACAGAGAAUGGUCCGAAAAAGAAAAAAUAUCCAGUGAGCGGCAGUUCUGUGGGCGGAAAUGCCUUGUUGAUGCCAGAGGUCAGAGGAGAAUGGCCAGACUGGUUCGAGCUGAUAGAAAGGCAACAGUGACUCAAAUAACCACCCGUUACAACCAAGGUAGGCAGAAGAGCAUCUCUGAACGCACAGUACGUCGAACUUUGAGGCAGAUGGGCUACAGCAGCAGAAGACCACACCGGGUGCCACUCCUUUCAGCUAAGAACAGGAAACUGAGGCUACAAUUUGCACAAGCUCAUCGAAAUUGGACAAUAGAAGAUUGGAAAAACGUUGCCUGGUCUGAUGAGUCUCGAUUUCUGCUGCGACAUUUGGAUGGUAGGGUCAGAAUUUGGCGUCAACAACAUGAAAGCAUGGAUCCAUCCUGCCUUGUAUCAACGGUUCAGGCUGGUGGUGGUGGUGUCAUGGUGUGGGGAAUAUUUUCUUGGCACUCUUUGGGCCCCUUGGUACCAAUUGAGCAUUGUUGCAACGCCACAGCCUACCUGAGUAUUGUUGCUGACCAUGUCCAUCCCUUUAUGACCACAAUGUACCCAACUUCUGAUGGCUACUUUCAGCAGGAUAAUGCGCCAUGUCAUAAAGCUGGAAUCAUCUCAGACUGGUUUCUUGAACAUGACAAUGAGUUCACUGUACUCAAAUGGCCUCCACAGUCACCAGAUCUCAAUCCAAUAGAGCAUCUUUGGGAUGUGGUGGAACGGGAGAUUCGCAUCAUGGAUGUGCAGCAGACAAAUCUGCGGCAACUGUGUGAUGCCAUCAUGUCAAUAUGGACCAAGCUCUCUGAGGAAUGCUUCCAGCACCUUGUUGAAUCUAUGCCACGAAGAAUUGAGGCAGUUCUGAAGGCAAAAGGGGGUCCAACCCGUUACUAGCAUGGUGUACCUAAUAAAGUGGCCGGUGAGUGUAGACUGUAUAUAGAAUGGACGCUGUCUGCCUCCUCGCUGGGUGAAGCCACUCCGAGAACAGCACCCUCUCUUGACAGGCUGCAGUAUAGUUCAUAAAUCCCGCCUCCGCCAGCAAAACUUAUGGAGCUGUGGACAAACUUUAGAAAUUUAUUACACAGAACAAAAAUUUUUCUCCCCCCAGCUGGCGGUGUUGACAUGUAGUUACUCUAAGACUGGUUUGUGCUCAAGCCCCCUUUUUUGUGAAGCUGCGUUUUUAAAAGUUAUUAGGGGGGUCAUGUUUUCUAUGAUUGAUACCUGAUAUAGACUAUUGGCUUUCAGGGAUUGCGAAGCUCACCCAUACGCUGUUUGAGCCGAGCGUCAUCACGGCGAUUCUCCCGCCAAAUGCGUACAAGGCUACUGCGCAAUGCUGGUUUCAGUAAAUGAAGAAAAAUCGUGGAAAUACUGAGAGCUUUUUGGCUUCAAAUCUGUAUACAGAAGGUAGGCGGAACCAAGUUGUCCAUAGUAUAUACAGUCUAUGGUUGCGCUAGAGAAAGCAGACUGAAUGGUCAGUUCAGUGUGGUGCGGACCCGUAGCAACUCCCCUUUUCAUUGGCUAUUCAUAGAAUCUACCAAUAUACGACAGAAUGCCGACUAUCAAAAAGCAUAUUGACCAUGUUUCAGAUUGAUAUCGAGGGCAAUUAAUUUUUUAUAUAUAUCAUUUUAUUGCCCAGCCCUACCUACAAAUGAUAAACCCACACUUUCCUUCUCACCUGGCGCUGCAGUGAGGUGGUGACUGUUCAUCCAACUCAGUUAAGCCUCAUUACCGCAGGGGAACGUCAAGGCACUUAGCAACGCUUGCUCAACCAGCUAUUGUUUUUAAAGAGAAAAGCUAUGGGGGAGGCAGCUCUCUGCUCUGCCCCUGGCGCCAAACCUCAGCCAUGUAUCAAAAGUGCCUGGUUGAAAACAAUAGUCCUCCACUG
Messenger RNA from Xyrichtys novacula (pearly razorfish), 18483 nucleotides. The record is from the annotation of a GenBank genome assembly. NCBI's taxonomy places the organism in Eukaryota, Metazoa, Chordata, Actinopteri, Labriformes, Labridae.